Oncorhynchus kisutch (coho salmon) is the source of this 5721-nucleotide messenger RNA. RefSeq names its product monoglyceride lipase-like. The coding region runs from base 143 to 1162 and encodes 339 amino acids. NCBI's taxonomy places the organism in Eukaryota, Metazoa, Chordata, Actinopteri, Salmoniformes, Salmonidae. The transcript has 7 exons. The record is from RefSeq and is a predicted model, not a curated record.
CUCGGGGAGAAGCGAGUUGAACAUAGGCUUACGCUUCCGUGACGUAGAUCGCUUGUAUUGAAUUGAAAAAAAAAAUCUAAACUGCGGAAUCGCUUGCUGCUGACCACCAGCCAGCCAGCAAAUUAAUGAAAAAUAGCUAACAAUGAACGUCUUGGUCACGUGCUUGUUUUUCGCCGGUCUGUCCUACCUGUAUAGCACCGAUCUAAUAUCUGUGCUCCGUGUUUAUGUUGCAGAGUGGGUCCUCGGCGCCUCCAUGCCCGAACCAGGAGCUCCGCGGCGGACUCCGCAAGGUGUCCCCUACGCCGACUUGCAGCACAUCGUCAACGCCGACGGACAGCACUUGUUCUGCCGCUACUGGGAGCCAGAGGGCCCCCCAAGGGCUCUGGUGUUCGUGGCCCAUGGGGCAGGGGAGCAUUGUGGGCCGUAUGAUGAGAUCGGCCAGACCCUGAAGGAACAGUCUCUGCUUGUCUUUGCACACGACCAUGUUGGCCAUGGCCAGAGUGAAGGAGACAGGAUGAAUAUUAAGGACUUCCAGGUGUUUGUCAGAGACUCCCUCCAGCACAUUGAUCUGAUGAAGGGACGACACCCUGACCUGCCAAUCUUCAUCAUUGGACAUUCUAUGGGUGGAGCCAUUUCCAUUCUGACGGCGUGUGAACGACCUAAUGACUUUGCCGGUGUGGCUCUGAUUGCUCCUAUGGUCAAGAUGAAUCCAGAAUCUGCCACACCCUUCAAGGUGUUCCUGGCUAAAGUCCUAAAUCACAUGGUACCUAGUCUCUCUCUGGGCUCUAUUGAGUCUAAAUGGGUUUCACGGGACCAAAAACAGGUUGAGGCGUAUGACAAUGAUGAGUUGAACUAUCACGGUGGGCUGCGUGUGUCAUUUGGCAUGCAGCUGAUGGGCGCGGUGGCGCGGAUCGAGAGAGAGGUCCCUGCCAUCACCUGGCCCUUCCUGCUUCUCCAUGGUGACGACGACAAGUUGUGUGACAUUAGAGGGUCCCAGAUGAUGUUUGACAUGGCCCAGAGCACGGACAAGAAGAUUAAGGUGUACGACGGAGCAUACCACGCCCUGCACCAUGAACUCCCAGAGACGGUGGCAGCGGUGCUGAAGGAAGUCACUGGCUGGAUCUCUGAGCGUCUCACUGGGUCUCCUUCUCAGGGCUCCUAGUCCCCUCCUCCUCUUCACCCCCCAACCCACUGUAUGACCUAAAUACAUUUGUACUGACAGCAUAUACUCUACUGCUAGCCGACCAGUAGCGAUCAUUUUCAGUACAAAUGUAGUUAACUGCACCUUACCCCAACCCCAGCCCUGUGCACGUCAGUCAGACUUAAAACCUCUUGGUCCUCUGGGGAGAAGUGGGGGGUGACAGGUCAGGAGGCCCACAGGAGGUUUCCUUAAGGUCAACUUGUCAGUGACCUUUGACCCUCAUGGCCAAUGUAGGUCCUGAUUUUCUAGGCUCUUCAUUAGGGACAACAGUUGUGCCCCAGCUGCCAGGCAGCAUUUCAUAGUACAUAUAUCAGCCAUGUCUCCCUGUACUGAGUUCAAAGAGAACAAUGCUGAGAGCUAGGCCAGGCGCAAUUCACAGAGGGAUUUUUUUCCUCCUUUUGUAAUCACAGUGUUCAAUAGGCCAACAGAAACAUAUUGAAUUUGCCCAGGCUGAGGGUGUUCCCUUUUGUGUGUUGCCAUGGAGACAACUGGCCUUUGUUAUCCCCACCGUAUCUCAGAUCCUUUGUUCAUAGAGUCAAACAUUUUGGACUUGUUUGAACACCCAGCUCCCCAGAUUGCCGCCACUAGUGGUCAUCUAUCAGAACUGCAGGGUAUAGGUGGCUGCAACCCAAGAUGGAGAAGUUGCCUGUUACUAUGGCAACACCUCAGGAAAAACCCUAUGGGGGAAAAAAGGCUGAAUCCAUUAGAGCACCACAGUAAGGUGAGGCAUGCUGUGAAUCAUUAUACAGUACAUGCUGUGAAUCAUUAUACAGUACAUGCUGUGAAUCAUUAUACAGUACAUGCUGUGAAUCAUUAUACAGUACAUGCUGUGAACAGAAAAAGGCGUCACUUCGCUGCAGUUCUUAUAUUGAAAAAGAUGACGGUCUCAAUUCAUCACCUACAACCUCACCAUUUAUCUGUGUUUCUCCAUGCUAACGACUAAUACAGAUUUUAAUGUAUAAUAUGAAAUAUCCAUGUUACCGAUAUUCCUCUUUUUAAAUGUUGUUUUGUAAGGGGAAGACUGGUGAAUCUAAUUGUCUGAUGCGUUGAGCAUUUAAUAAAGUGAAAUUCUAGACAUUUAGACAUUUGUCAAUAGACCAUUGUUAGUAACUCAACCAAGGGGCCAGGGUUUCUGUCUAGAAGCACGGUUUUGACUGCUCCGGCAGUCUUGCUUUGGUACUGCAGUUUAACUGAUACCCGGCCCAGAAAUACAAUUUCCUUAGUUGGCCAUAUAGAAUACCACAGUAUGAGUCAUAAUAGCCAUAAAACCUAGCGGUCAAGCAAGGAACUGGUUCCAAUCAUUUUUCCACCAUAAAUGUUCCCCCCGGACAUGAUGUUUUAAUAACCGUGUAAAUCUCUCUCGGACAAGGUGACUUUUAUCUAUAUAUAUUCUCCUGUAUUUACCCCCCAAAAAUCAAAUGCUAAUUAGCUGCUAAUGUGGGUAUCAUUAACUACUACAAAUGCCAUGAUGAUCUGGACGAGACAGCUGAAUCGAGGCAAAGGUAAGAAUCUGGAUUAACUAUCUAAGGUGUCAGCUAGAGAUGACGUGCAGGAGCUUGCAGAGAUUUGUAGUUUUGCAUGAUGUCUACUUUGAUGCCAAAUAGCAUUUUUGAAUCAGAGUAAUAAAGCCGAACAUAUUGAUAAAAGUCACCUUGUCCUAGUGAGAUUUACAUGGUUAUCAAAACGCCACACCAGGGUAAGCCUACACAAAACACAACCCUUAUUUAAAGUGUUUCUAAAAUCACCUAUGGGAAAUAUGAAUGAUGGAGAAAUUAUUGGAACCAUUUUCCUGUUUGACCACUAGGUUUUAUGGUUAUGACACCUCUACUGUGGGGCUCUAUAGAGAAGUCAGAUUACAAAAUUCCUAAUAAAAGACACUUUAGUCAUUUGUCAAUUGUUGCUGAGGCCAUUUUUUUUCUUCAUCAUUCACAGCCGAAGAAAUUCAGAUGUUAUAUUCAUCCAAUGUCUGCUAUGUGCAUGUGAAGUUGUGCUGUGUAAACCGGGUAGAUUACAUUGAACACAACAGUCGGACAUCUUGGACAAAGUAAAUCAGCAUUGUGUGUGUGUGUGUGUGUGUGUGUGUGUGAACUGAAUGACCAGUUUUUAAAUAACACACAUUUAAGAACAAUAUGGUGGCAUAUAUUUGAAAAGGGCAGAAUUUGUCCAAUUGUAAAUGUGUUACUCCUGAAACCAGACAUGUUCUUAUCAAUAAAUAUUGAUAAACUGUCAGAUUGCUCAUAACAAAUUGAAUAAUAUGUGAAGGACAUAAGUAUUAUUCUGUUUGCAUCUAUAUAACUACUUUUAUUGAUCUUGUCUACUCUAUUGAUAUGCAUUCUUCAUUUUUAAAGUAACGUGAUGUGGAACAUAAGGGUUUUAUACUAUAGUCAACUUACUUUUUAUUGAGCGUUCAGAACUAAUACCUGAUAACUGAAAUUGAGAAGUAAGAAUCUGAAUGGCCCUUUUUAUGAAGUGUAAUUUAUUUUACUAUGUGAUUCGUGUUGCUUUGUGCUUUAUUCCCAUAACCUGUGUGAAAAUAACUUGGGCUCCUUGGUCACUUAAAGACUGACUGAAAAUUGCUGAAGGGCUUAAACUACAUUCUCAUGUGACUCACUAGAACAGUGUUUCCCAACACCGGUCCUUUAGUACCCCCAACAGUAGGAAAGAGUGGGGUAAGUUGAGUCAUUUGUUUUCUCAGUCAAGGGAAAUAUACUGUAGCAUUCAUUCAAACAAAGAUAUCUACAUAUUUUUCAGGAUGUUAUGUGUCCUUGGAAAUAACCCGAAUUCAUGUAAACAUUAGUUUUGAAAACCUAGCUUACCUCAGGUAUGGGUUAAGUUGACCCGCAGGACAGAGUAAGUUAAAGCCACCUACACAUUUCUGUACUGAAUUAAUUAUUAGCCCUACCUUUUUAAAAACAUGUCUUUAUUUCCCAAACACAAUCACAUUUGUCUAUUAAUCAUAUUUUAACACAUGACAAACACUUUGCACUUUUCAAAAACACUUUGAGGACACGCCUGGGAAGAAAACGCUUCAAUUUGCUCAACUUGCCAUUGGCUCAACUUAACCCAUAGCCAUUGGCUCAACUUAACCCAUAGCCAUUGGCUAAACUUACCCCAAGGCAAACAUUUUGACUAUAUUAGCCUACACAGCUACAAGGAUGCACUUUCAUGCAAAGGUUGACCCCAACUGACGUAUAGAACAAUCGAUCAAUUAAUUUGACUUGGUGAAAAUCAGUUUUCUGGACCGAACUUGCUUACUACUGUUUCCAUGUGGUUUCUUUCUUCCCAGACUACAUGCAAUUAGGAUCUCUUUCUAAAUAUUUGGUCCAUUCUGUGUAUGGUUUCCUAGAAACAAGGGCGGCUCAAUUUACCCAACUCUCCCCAUAUCAUUUUGUUGUGGGCCUGGACAAGCACACCUGAUUCUACUUGUCAACUAAUCAUCAAGCCCUCAUUGAGCUGAAUGAGGUGUGUUUGUUCAGGGCUACAACUAAAAUGUGUGCUGUUGGGGUACUGGAGGACCAGAGUUGGGAAACACUGCACUAGAAUCAGCCAUGCCAAACAGCAGUCAGUCUCUAGAGACAGGGGCUUGAGCCAAUCCAACAGUUAUUGCUGAAUCACGUCAUACAGUAGGACAGGUAUCAUCAACUAGAUUCAGCCGCCAGCUGAUUUUUUUUCUCUUCUUGAGGAGGAUGAUCAGGGGGCCGGAAAAUAAUUGCAAAUCAUUUGUAGACUGCAAAUUGACAGCAAGAAACCCAAACAUAACAUUUCACUAAAACAUAAUAUUUUCAAACCUUGCUUACAUUUGUAAAUUAUCAGAUAUAUCUCUCUAUUAUGUGUGGGAAUACUUGGAACAGAUUUGCUCGUGUUUUCACUGUUUAAAAAAAAAAAAGUCUAACAAUUCAACUUGUAUUUUCUGCGCAGAAAACUAGAGGGGGGGGUGGGGGGCAAAUAAAAUCAGACUGGAGACAAAUUUGGCCAGUAGGGGCUCCAUUCAAUCUGUAUCAUUAAAAUUAAAAUUUAAAGACAACGUUCCCAUGUUAGCUGACAUGGCAUUCACGGUAAAAGCUGCAGAUGUCUGAACAAUCAGAAACGUUUACAUUUUUAUCGUGCAACUGUAACGCUUCAGCACUACAGAUUGAAUAGAGCCCUAGGUGUUCUCUGGGUCUAAUAGAUACAUACUUUCAAAUAGUUGAGCUGCACUUGAUUUGGCAUGCCCAGUACAAUGGAACCAAUGAAAUAGUCCCAAAAGUGCAAAGCACAUCAAAUACAGUAUUUGACCUAGGUCUGGUGCUAUGAUGGUUUUGGUUACAUACAAAAUGUUGAUGAGAGCCUGAUGGAAGAUGUUGGAACAAUGUUUAAUGAUCUGUCGUUUGUAUUCCUCAAACGGAACAUUUUUGUAACACAAACUGCUGUAACAUAUGAUGUUUUGAAAUGACUUGUGACCACUGAGAAACAAGAAACUUACUAAAUAAGCUAUAACGUAUUCAAACAAUGUUACCAAUAAACCUUGACUGUUGAACUAA